UCCCAAAUUCGUUAUCAAAAUAAUAAAACAUAAGUCAGAGUUCUCGAAAAUCCCAAAUUCGUUAUGACUCCUACUCUUCUGCCAGAGUUCUUCAAGAAACUCCAAACAUAAACCCUAAAAUCCCAAAUUCGUUUUCCAUAGAAAAAAAUCAAUCGACUCAGUUUUUUCGUUGCCCUCUCUCUCCCUGAUUCUCUCCCGAAUUCCUUCCUAGAUUAUCCUAAUUGAUUGAAUUUCUCAACUUCGUCUAUGCUCAGUUCGUAACCUCGGGAAUUUGUUCGAAAAAAGCCCGAUUUAUGCUGAGAUUUGUUUGAGAGAAGAUCAAUUUCCGCAGAUAUUUGUUCGAGAGAAGGCCGAUUUCUGCUUACUGGAGUUGAUUUGAUGGCUUCUAGCUCAAGAAAUUUGCCCGAAGGAGAAAGAACAAUCAAUCUAGACACUCAAUCAUCAUUAUCGCAACUAGACUCUACCACUCAACAACAUAAGAAAAAAAGACAAGGUCCUUUUCGAGGUCCAAGUAGAGCACUUAAAUAUAAAAAACUUAGAAGUACCGAACCAGGAAAGGUUAAGGUUCAUAUUCCGUCCUCAUUGGGAGCUGCUGUGGGUAAGAAUGCAAACCAAUUUGUGGGUGAAUGUGCUGAUUGGGUGAAGGAAAUAUGCCCUCUUAAUGUUCAAAGCUGGAAUGAUAUGCCUGAAGACGCAAUAGAUCGGUUGUAUAGUAGGAUUCAUGAAUGA
Messenger RNA from Spinacia oleracea (spinach), 729 nucleotides. RefSeq lists its product as uncharacterized. The record is from RefSeq and is a predicted model, not a curated record. The transcript is spliced from 4 exons. Lineage: Eukaryota; Viridiplantae; Streptophyta; Magnoliopsida; Caryophyllales; Amaranthaceae. Bases 379 to 729 code for a protein of 116 amino acids.